AAUUAGCUCACCUUACAGUGAAAUCUUUGUACAAACGAAAGCUUAAUACAUACAUUAAUGGCAACCUUGAAAAUGUCGAGUGUUAUCCUAAAUUCAUCAGCAGUUUCUGCUGCCGCCAGACAAAGAGGGCUAAUUAAGGCCGCCAUUAACAUUUCUUUACCGGGCCUUCGAUCUCGAGGAGGAUUAAUGGCGGAGGAAAUGGAAGUUAAGAAGAAACAGAUGAGCCCUGUCAAAAUCCCGACGACAAUCCGGCGAACUAAUGAUCGGAGCGACGCCGCCGAUCCGGCGGCGAUGGCGAAGCUUUACGCGGUCAUGGAGGCCGUGGCGGAUAGGAUUGAGAUGCACAACAACAUUGGAGACCAAAGGGCAGAUUGGAAUAGGCUUCUUUUGACAUCGAUCAACACUAUUACUCUCGCCGCGGCCACCAUGGCGGUUAUUGCCGCCAUCAACGGCGGCGCUGCCGUGAAAUUCUCUUCCACCGCCAUGUACGCCGCGGCGACUGGUAUGCUGUCGAUUGUUAACAAAAUUCAGCCGUCGCAGCUGGCGGAGGAGCAGAGAAAUGCCGUCAGGCUAUUCAAGCAGAUUAAAAAUCAAAUCGAAACCCUGAUUUCAAUUGGGAAUCCGACGAACGAUGACGUGAAGGAGAUGAUGGAGAGAGUGCUGGCCCUCGACAAGGCAUUCCCGCUCCCCCUUCUCGGCGUCAUGCUCGAGAAGUUCCCGGCGGCGAUGGAGCCGGCGGUCUGGUGGCCGGAGCAACGACGGCGGCGACAGCUUAAACAAAAUUCAGGUUCCAACAAUGGCUGGAAUGGGAAAUUGGAGGAAGAAAUGAAGUCAGUCGCGAAAGUCUUGAGAAUUAAAGACAAAGAAGAUUACAUAAAAUUGGGAACUAAAGCUCUGAAUCUCAACAAAUUCCUCGCCGUCACCGGGCCAGUGCUGACGGGGUUGGCCGCCGUGGGCUCCGCUCUGGUGGAUUCGCCGACCCACGGCGGUUGGGCGGCGGCGCUAGGAGUCGCCGGCGGGGCGCUGGCGAGUGUUGUGAACACGAUUGAGCACGGGGGACAAGUGGGAAUGGUGUUCGAAAUGUACCGGAGCAACGCCGGAUUCUUUAAAAUGGUGGAAGAAUCAAUUGAAUCGAACCUGAGGGAAGAGGAACCGGAGAGAAGGGAGAAUGGAGAGAUAUUUGAACUGAAGAUGGGAUUACAGUUGGGAAGAAGCUUGUCGGAGCUCAGAAAUCUGGCGGCGAUGGCGGCGGCCGUCGACAGGGAAGAAGACAUUGAUGAGUUUGCAAGCAAGCUUUUCUGAUAGCCCAUUUGCAUGCAUGGGUAGACGAUGACAAUUCUUUUUAUUUAUGUAAUUGUAGGAAAUACGUGUAAAAAUCAGAAUAAAUAAAUAAAUAAAUUCUUUAAUUGAUUGUAUACAGUGAAUUCCUUUUUGAUCCAUUCAUUAACUAAUUGGGUGAGUACGCAGAAUUU
Molecule: messenger RNA, 1472 nt
Organism: Andrographis paniculata
Lineage: Eukaryota; Viridiplantae; Streptophyta; Magnoliopsida; Lamiales; Acanthaceae
Product: probable F-box protein At4g22030
Exons: 1
Coding region: 58-1302 (414 amino acids)
Source: RefSeq, a predicted model, not a curated record